AUGCAUGCUUUUGGCAAUGAACUUGUUGAUUCAAUAAAUAAAGAUAAAGGAAUUAAUGAUGAUGACACCUCUUUUAAUAAUGUUGAUCUUGUUGAAACCAACAUUGAUCUUAAUAUGGAACCAUAUGUCAAACCAACUGAGGUUGACAUUCAAAGUAAAAGGAAUGAAGAAGACGGUGAGGGUGAUGACAUUCACAUUUCCGAAACCUUGAAAAGGAUUAUUGAAGAGAAGAUUGCUCAUGUGACAAAUAAAGAAGUGAUUGAGAUUGAUGACGAAGCAAUUGUGACAAUUUUGAAAAUCUUAGUUAGUUAUGUAGAUGAUAAAGCUAAAGAUAAAAAGCACAAAAUAGAUAAUCCAAGUGCUGCUACAAAGAAUAUUGAGAAUGUGAAGUAG
This is a messenger RNA of Vicia faba (fava bean), 393 nucleotides long. NCBI's taxonomy places the organism in Eukaryota, Viridiplantae, Streptophyta, Magnoliopsida, Fabales, Fabaceae. The record is from the annotation of a GenBank genome assembly.